AUGCGCGAUCUGCGCAUGGUAACCAUCGUGACAGUCACUUCCCCCGAGUUCUGGGACCGAGUCGCUCCCAGUUACAGCAAGCAACCCAUCGCCGACGCAGAGAGCUACGCACGCAAGCUCGCCGCCACUCAGGCGCUCAUGCGUGCAGACAUGCAGGUACUGGAGUUCGGUUGCGGGACUGGAUCGACAGCACUCAAGCACGCGCCACAUGUUGCACAUAUCGUGGCAACCGAUGUAUCCGCUGCGAUGAUCGGCAUCGGCCGCGAAAAGGCAACGGAUGCGGGCGUCGACAACGUCACCUUCAGACAGGCCGGAGUGGAGGACUUCGAAGCGCCGGACGGCAGCUACGACAUGGUGCUGGCGCUCAACCUGCUGCACCUCUUACCUGAUCAAACGGCGGCGCUGGCCAAGAUCCAUCGGUUGCUCAAACCCGGGGGCAUCUUUGUAUCAAGCACUGUCUGCCUCGCUGACCGGAUGUGGUUGCUUCGACCGGUCAUUCCGGUGCUGCAAUGGCUCGGGAAAGCCCCCUACGUGAGCUUCCUGCAAUCGAACCAGGUAUUGCGCGAGGUGGCAGCAGCUGGCUUUGAAGCACAGGAGCACUGGACACAUGGACGUACGAGCAGCUUGUUUCUGGUCACCAGCAAGGUCUGA
Molecule: messenger RNA, 651 nt
Organism: Symbiodinium necroappetens
Lineage: Eukaryota; Dinophyceae; Suessiales; Symbiodiniaceae
Source: the annotation of a GenBank genome assembly